Penicillium vulpinum is the source of this 1347-nucleotide messenger RNA. Its product is annotated as MFS transporter. Bases 1 to 1347 code for a protein of 448 amino acids. The transcript is spliced from 4 exons. Gene Ontology annotation, cellular component: membrane. NCBI's taxonomy places the organism in Eukaryota, Fungi, Ascomycota, Eurotiomycetes, Eurotiales, Aspergillaceae. The record is from RefSeq and is a predicted model, not a curated record. Gene Ontology annotation, molecular function: transmembrane transporter activity. Gene Ontology annotation, biological process: transmembrane transport.
AUGUCCAUUGGAGUGCAAGAUAGAGAUAGUCCCCAGACCGCGAUUGAUGAAAACCAACCCCUCCUCCAACAUGAAAACCAGCCCUCAUCGUCUGAGUCGUCUUACCAACUCACCGAGGAAAAAUGGAACUACCCGCGAUCAAACAUUUCAAAGACACUGGCAACAUUCUGGAGCUUCCUAAUAAUGGGAGCAAAUGACUCCGCAUUCGGUCUCGAAAAAUACUACACCCUCUCACAUACAAGCGUCUCCCUCGUCUUCCUCGCUCCAGUCAUCGGCUAUAUCGGCGCCGCCGUCCUGAACGAGCGAGUGCACUGUGCCGUAGGCCGACGAGGUGUAGCCUUCAUUUCAUCUUCCUGCCAUGUGAUAGCUUACAUCUUGAACUCUGUACAUCCGCCAUACCCCAUCCUCGUUGUGUCAUUCACAUUCGCAGGUCUGGGAAAUGGCCUUUCAGACUCCGGAUGGAAUGCCUGGAUUGGAAACCUCGAUAAUGCGAAUCAAUUACUCGGUCUGCUUCAUGGGUUCUACGGCGUAGGUGCUGUCAUCAGCCCUCUCAUUGCAUCGUUUCUUGUUGCGGAUGCUGGCUUGCCGUGGUACUACUUUUAUUACAUUAUGGCUGGAGGAGCUGCAAUCGAGUUUGCUGUCUGCGUUUCGAGUUUCUGGGAUUCUACAGGAGAGUCGUUCCAACUCGCUAAGAAACAGCAUCCCGGCGAUACAUCCGAGAAAGCGGGUUUGUGGAGUGUUCUAUCUACGAUGCCCUCUGCGCGGGUUACUUGGACCUGCUCAAUCUUCUUACUUGGAUACGUUGGCGUCGAAGUCGCGCUAGGAGGAUGGAUCGUGACAUUCAUGAAAGAAGUACGACAUGCCGCACCAUUUGCUAGCAGCAUGACGUCUACAGGGUUCUGGCUCGGGAUAACUCUUGGACGGUUUAUGCUUGGAUUCGUGACUCCUUUAAUGGGCGAGAAGCUUGCCAUAUCGGUCUAUAUCUCGCUCGAGAUAGUUUGUUGCACCAUCUUAUACCUGGUUCCGAACUUCUGGGCUGGCGCGAUCGCGGUAUCACUGCAGGGAUUCUUUUUGGGUCCGUUGUUCCCGGCGGUUAUCGUUGUUACUACGAAGCUUUUGCCAAAGCACUUGCAUGUCAGCGCCAUUGGGUUUGCAGCAGCCUUUGGAGGUGGUGGCGCGGCUGUUCUUCCGUUUGUUGUUGGAGUACUUGCGCAGGCUAGAGGUGUUCAGGUUUUGAUGCCGUUUAUCAUAGCACUUUCGGGGGCGAUGUUGCUUCUUUGGAAUUUCCUUCCAAGGAUGCCUAAAAACACCAGGGCAUCGGCUAACAAUAAUAGUGGGGCUUGUUAG